This is a messenger RNA of Plutella xylostella (diamondback moth), 1327 nucleotides long. RefSeq names its product twist protein (gene twi). Gene Ontology annotation, molecular function: RNA polymerase II transcription regulatory region sequence-specific DNA binding; DNA-binding transcription factor activity, RNA polymerase II-specific; protein dimerization activity. The record is from RefSeq and is a predicted model, not a curated record. NCBI's taxonomy places the organism in Eukaryota, Metazoa, Arthropoda, Insecta, Lepidoptera, Plutellidae. Gene Ontology annotation, biological process: regulation of transcription by RNA polymerase II; developmental process.
AUCUUGUCAAUGAAGGGGCAGAGCGGGGGCGGCCAUUGAGCGCCGCCAGCCUCCAGCAGUCAGCGCGCGCGCCCCGCCGGUCCCACACGGCCGACCAACAUGAACGCGUAUGAAAACACAGUGACUAUCAAGUGCGAGAAGGAGCUCGAGUACGACGACGACUACUACUACCGAGACUACGCCCCGAUGGAGGUGAAGCGCCACUCGGGCGAGCCGCUGGGCUUCGCGCCCGCCUCGCCCGCGCGCCUCAUGGACCUGAGCCACGGGCCCGAGCGCCACCACGCCGCCGCCGCCGCCGCCGCCGCCGCCGCCGCCUGGCCGCACAUCAACACGGUGUUCGACAACGAGGAGAGGGAGUUCCACCCGCAGCAGUACCCGCACUACGACCAGCAGUACCCCGCCGACCGAGCCAGGUCCGACAAGCAGUUCUACUUCGACGACUCCAACUCUCAGGACCAGGCCAGCAGCUUCUACGGCUCCCCUGAGGGCGCGAAGGACGGAGUGUACCGCGCCUCCACGGAGGAACGCAGCGACGAGAACGACGAACAAAGGAGCCGCUCGCGGAAACGAUCCUCCAAAGCCGCGAGAAAGAAAGCGCAGUCAUUCGAAGAGAUGCAGAUACAGCGGGUCAUGGCCAACGUCAGAGAGAGACAGCGAACGCAGAGUUUGAACGAGGCGUUCGCCAGCUUACGGCAAAUCAUUCCGUCUUUACCCAGCGACAAGCUGUCCAAGAUCCAGACCCUGCAAUUGGCUACGCAGUACAUAGAGUUUUUGUACCAGAUACUGUCGAAUAGCGAGACGUCCAGCAACGAUGGUAGUGAGGCGAGCAGCGACCACGGCAAGUACCUCGCUCAAGACAAGCUGAGCUAUGCGUUCUCUGUGUGGAGAAUGGAGGGAGAGUGGACCAACGGACAGACGUGAGCUUCCAAACCAAACAUAGGUUUAAUUCUUGGUGAAUCCAGUUGAAGACGCUUAGCUAUUCCAUUUCCGAUUGUUGAUUAUUUUGUAAAGACACUACAAACAUGACAAUGUUGUUUAAAUUGUGAUAGGUAGUUUUAAGGGUAAAAGUUAAUGCCAAAUGUUUAUUGUAAGUGUAAAUAAUUUUAAUCAAGUGAUAUGUAUAUGUAUAGAAUAGACACUCGCUGAGACCAAAGUAGUAACUUGUUAUUUAAAUGCCAAUGUUUAAAUGAAUUACAAUUGUAAGUACCUAAUUACUGAUCGUCAUUUGAUAUUAUUAUGCAGGUACUGUACUACCUGCAGUAAUGUUUAGGUUGGUUAUAUCAGUUUACUAUUUUUAUAAACAUUAAUAAAUAUUUUCUAAAUACGA